Python bivittatus (Burmese python) is the source of this 1155-nucleotide messenger RNA. NCBI's taxonomy places the organism in Eukaryota, Metazoa, Chordata, Lepidosauria, Squamata, Pythonidae. The record is from RefSeq and is a predicted model, not a curated record.
GCUCUCCCGCUUGCAGCGUCCCAACCUUUACCGUGAUCCCCGAGAGGCCUCGGUCCCCCUCCCCGCUGAUGGCGGCCGACGACGAGGAGGAGCCCAUGGAAGGCGUGCCCAUCGAGCAGUAUCGAGCGUGCCUUGAUGAAGACAGCAACCUGGAGCCAUCCCCCUUGCCGGAACUGGACCCAGAAAUAGGCUUCCCAGCACGGGAGGAAGAAGAGGAGCAGCGAUGGCUAGAUGCCCUGGAGCGGGGGGAGCUGGAUGACAAUGGGGAGCUGAAAAAAGAGGUGGAUGAGUCCCUGCUCACUGCCCGGCAGAAAGCCCUCUUGCACAAGCAACAGAGCCAGCCCUUGCUGGAGCUGCCAAUGGGGUACAAGGCCAAGGAGCUGACAGAGGAGAUGCUGGUAAAGCGAGAAGAACGGGCUCGUAAACGGCGGCUCCAGGCUGCCAAAAAGGCCGAGGAGAACAAGAACCAAACCAUCGAGCGCCUCACCAAGACCAGCAAAACCAAAGUGAAAACGCUGCGUGAGCGCAAGGCCAAAGGCGUGGCAGUCCCUACGGAGAUGCCAGCAUAGUUCCAUCGCCCUUUGGUGGAAGAGGACAAUUGGUGCCUGGCAGUCACCCGAGAGGGCCUCUCUGGUCUGGAAGAGAGGCGUCCGCACUUUUGGCUUGGCCAGCCUGUUCCGAGGUGCCUACGGGCAGGGAGGCAGCGAGAGGAGGUACAGGCGUCCAAACUCUACUGAGGCUGAGCCUUGGAUGACCUUGUGAUUUCUAGGGCAGCAGCGGGUUCAACAACAAGGAUGUAUCUUAUUGUGUGAGGUGGGAGCCCCUUGGGGCAGCUCCCCUUGCAGCAGCAGCUUUGGGAAAGUGCCAGAAGUCUGUGGCUCCAUUCCCCUUGAGCCCUGUAAUAACGGGGAGGAGAGGACAGGACCCUGGUGCUUGUGUGGACUCGGGAGAAGGCAACGGUGGCAGACAUUUUAUCUUGCCUUUUUGGAGGCUGUGCCUUCCCAAGACAGACAGAAGCGGGAGCCACCCUACUCUUCCAUUUGCACAGACUGCUGGAAAAAGUGGCUGAUAGCUUGCGGUUCUGCUUAAGUCGGUCAGCCUGCAGGAAAAUGAUUUGUCAUCUACAUUAAAGAUACCCUGAAACUGGCUUGAGAA